Molecule: messenger RNA, 828 nt
Organism: Drepanopeziza brunnea f. sp. 'multigermtubi' MB_m1
Lineage: Eukaryota; Fungi; Ascomycota; Leotiomycetes; Helotiales; Drepanopezizaceae
Source: RefSeq, a predicted model, not a curated record
AUGGGCGCCGAUAAGUUUCCUGAGGUUGAGGGCGGCGGCUCCUUGAUUCUGGCAUGGCAGAUCCGUAACAAGAGGGUUUUGGUGGUUGCGGCAGGACGGAUCCUGAACGUGCUCAAUGCAGACGCCAAAGUCACCGUGGUGUCUCCCCGCGCAGGCCUGAAUCCCGAAGUGGCAUAUCGCAUCGAGAAGGGCCAGGUCGACUACGUGGACCGGAAGUUCGAAGCGGCGGAUCUCGACAAUGUCGAUAUGGUCUUGACGGCAGUGGACGAUCCGGUCGCCUCGACGGAGAUAUGGAAGCUGUGCAAGGAGAGGAGGAUUGCAGCCAAUAUCGCCGAUGUGCCACCUGAAUGCGACUUCUACUUUGGAAGCAUACAUCGGGAUGGACCGCUGCAGAUCAUGGUCAGCACCAACGGCAAAGGGCCGCGACUGGCGAAUAUUGUGCGGAGGUCCAUCGCCGAAAAGCUGCCCCCGAACAUUGGAGAUGCGAUCUUGAAGGUUGGACGGCUGAGGCAGAAGCUGAGACAGGUCGCGCCCAACCCUGAGGAGGGACCCAAGAGGAUGUCGUGGAUGAUCAAGGUCAGCGACGCCUACAGCUUGGAGGACCUAUGUGAGAUGCGCGAAGAGGACAUGGAAAUACUGCUACGAUUCUACGGCCCGGAUAAGGUACCUCGAUUUGGAUGUCUCAAGGCCAUUGAAGGGAACGAUGUGGAAACGCUGUUAGCACCUUAUGCUCCUGGCCAAAUACCUCCGGCCGGCUGUCCCAAAGCUCUGGAGAGACAGUGGGAUGCUUUUGACGGCUCUUUUGGAUUCUGUGUUGGGUGCGGAUAG